AUGGCACCGCUUCUGAUGCUCUCUGUGUUUCUGGGUCUUUUGGUUCAAAUCCACGGAAGCCGAGUCCCUGGAGCGCCAUGUGAUGUGAGCGCAGACGACAGACGAGUCCAGCAGGUGGCGCUGUCUGCCGCGAUCUCCUUCAACAAUCAAUCCAAUGACAGCUUUCUGUUCAAGCCCAAGCGAAUCACCAGAGCUCAGAGACAGGUGGUGCGUGGCCUGCUGUUCUCUCUGGAUCUGGUUCUCUGCAGAAGUGUUUGUCGCAAACAAGAAGAAAAACAUCUGAAGGAAUGCGACGAGCAACCGGCGGGAAAACUGCACCAGGAAGUCCAGUGUCAUGUGGAGCAGUGGGAGGAGCCAUGGAGUCACCGCAGCGUCACGCAAAGAUUCUGCUGCCUCGGCCAAUCAGAGGGAAGAGUCUGCUUGCGCUAG
Molecule: messenger RNA, 429 nt
Organism: Knipowitschia caucasica
Lineage: Eukaryota; Metazoa; Chordata; Actinopteri; Gobiiformes; Gobiidae
Source: the annotation of a GenBank genome assembly